GACCUUCCCAUUUUAAAGCUGGACUUUUUUAGGGUGGGAGGUUGGAUCUGACGAGGCCUUUGGCCUGCUGUCAAACAAGAGAUGAAAUGUCGGGGACUUAGGCUGAAAUCCUGUUGCUGCUGCGUGAAUCUACGGGCGGGAUGUUUUUUCAUGGCGCUUUUCGAGAUUUUCGCAUCGAUCCUGGGGUUCUUUGUUGGCGAAGAUGGCCGUUUUUUACUGAUGGGCCGGACUGCCUAUAUGGUGCACUUUAUUGGAUCGAUUUUUCUGAUGAUGAGCAGUAUCUUGCAGAUCGAAGUUCUGGUGGUCAUCUAUCUGGUGACAAACAUAAUCCAUCUGAUCUUUUGCACCGUCUUUAUUACCGACUACGCGUUGAGUUGUAGCUUCUGCAUUUUUGAAUCGAUUCCUGUAUUUUUUACCCUGGUUUUCAGCCUGUAUUUUUGGAUAGUGGCUUUUUCCUAUUGGCGACGCCUUCUCUGGGAACACAACCUCGAAAACGACGACUGAGGCGAAGGGGUAUCGUUAAUUCUGGAUCUUGAGUGUUUAUUCUGCGCCUUUUGUGUUGGUUUAGCGCUGGGUAUUUCCUUUUUUUUUCGGUUUUGGCCUUAAUUUCACACUAAUUUGUAAAUUUGCCUUUAAUGCCAAAGACAAAGAGAAAAACGAAAAGAGCAAAGUUCCGCAAAUUGUUUGUACAGAGAGAUAUAUUUUGUAUUCACUACGAAGGAAGCAGUAAAUGAAUUGCAGGCAAUCAGAACUGGAAAGGGGAAUACUAUUCCACUGUUUUCCUUCUCGGAGGAGUGGAAACCCAAUCACUUCAUUCCCGGGCAAUUUUCAAUCACGUGCUAAGUGCUGCCAGACAGAAAAUAGUCGAUUUGUCUGCCCUGCCACGUUAGCGUGCAGUGCAAGUCGAGAGGGGGAAACUCGGAAAA
Messenger RNA from Drosophila teissieri, 926 nucleotides. RefSeq lists its product as uncharacterized. The record is from RefSeq and is a predicted model, not a curated record. Lineage: Eukaryota; Metazoa; Arthropoda; Insecta; Diptera; Drosophilidae. The coding region runs from base 82 to 504 and encodes 140 amino acids. The transcript has 4 exons.